Molecule: messenger RNA, 573 nt
Organism: Punica granatum (pomegranate)
Lineage: Eukaryota; Viridiplantae; Streptophyta; Magnoliopsida; Myrtales; Lythraceae
Source: RefSeq, a predicted model, not a curated record
AUGCUAGUUGCCGGGACGGACACCUCCGCCACCACUGUGGAGUGGGUGAUGGCUCUUUUCCUCAACCACCCGGAAGCACUGGCCGAGGUGCAAAUCGAGAUAGAUUCCGUCGUGGGGCACGACCGUCUGGUGGAGGAUUCUGACCUCCAGAACCUCACUUACCUCCAGAGCGUCUCAUCACUGAAACACUUCGACUCUAUCCACCAGCCUCGCUCCCACUUCCUCAUGAAUCCUCUGAGGAUGCCACUAGAACCCGAGCUAUGGGAAGAUCUAGACAGAUUCGUGCCGGAGAGAUUCGGACACGGUAGGCGUGAAUAUAAAGGGUAUAAGUCGAUCCCUUUUGGGGUUGGAAGGCGGGCUUGCCCUGGGCCUGGGGCUACGCUCGGGAGAUUGGUCGUGGGGUUGAUUGUGGGAGCAUUGAUACAGUGCUUCAAGUGGCAGAGGUUCGGGGUGGAGGAGAUUGACAUGGCGGAGGGGAGUGGGUGUACCAUGCCUCCGGCGACGCCCGUGGAGGCUCUAUGCAAGCCUCGUGAAAAAAAUGAUGCAGUUUCUAGCCAAUUUACAAGUCCAUGA